UUGAGGUUAUAUUAAUUUUUAAUUUAAAUUUGGCUUAGAAUUUUAAAGCAAUAAAUACCAAUAUCGGGAAAUGUCUGCAAUAGAAAGAGUUCGAAUUAUGGUUUUAGGCGACUCGGGUGUUGGUAAAACGUCUUUUGUGCAUUUAAUUGCACACAAUGAACCCCUAAAAUCGCCAAGUUGGACUGUAGGGUGCAAUGUAGAAGUGAAGUUACACGAAUACAAAGAGGGCACUCCGGAACAAACGACAUACUUCGUCGAAUACUGGGAUGUUGGUGGAAGUCAUAACCAUCGAAAUACCAGACACGUCUUCUAUAAUCCUUGCCACGGUGUAAUUUUGGUGCACGAUUUAACAAACCGGAAGUCGGAGGAGCAUUUAAAUAACUGGUUAGAAGAGCUGAUUAAUCAAGAUAUGGGUACAUCGUUGAAUAGUGUAGACGAAUGGGAUUCUGAAAAUUUUUUCGGAACUAUUCAAUUACCGAUUUUAUUAAUUGGAACAAAAUUAGAUCUGAUAGAUGAUAAGAAGUUUGGUAUUAAAACCAGUCGAUUGGCAACUCAACUUGGAGCGGACGAAAUUAGUUUAGACUGCCGUCAGGUGAGAUAUGUGGCUGCAGGUACAUCAAAUGCCGUUAAGUUAACAAGGUUUUAUGAUAAAGUUAUUGAGAAGCGGUCGCAAUGUAGAAACCAUACAAAGUAUUCCGAGAGGUUUGGUAAUACUGUGUCUCCACUUUUAUCGUCGAAGUUCUAUUCUCCUACACAUCAAGAUUAAAAUGGUAAGGGUAGGUAUUGGAUUGUAUAUCUUUUGAUAAUUUUCUGAGUAUGAAGCAGUGUAAUAUUUCCAACUUUUCAAUUUUAUCAUUCUGUGAUUUCCAGUUCCAGUAGGUAUUGCGAUCACAAGAUCAUAUUUUUGUGGACUCUUGUGUACCUAUAGGUAGUAUUUUUGGAAUUUUUGUGUCUGAUAAGAGUUCGGAAUAUUGAAUAUUGUUGCAUGUUUUUGUAUUAUUUAAU
Messenger RNA from Photinus pyralis (common eastern firefly), 1005 nucleotides. RefSeq names its product rab-like protein 3. NCBI's taxonomy places the organism in Eukaryota, Metazoa, Arthropoda, Insecta, Coleoptera, Lampyridae. Gene Ontology annotation, cellular component: endomembrane system. Gene Ontology annotation, biological process: intracellular protein transport. The transcript has a single exon. Gene Ontology annotation, molecular function: GTPase activity. The coding region runs from base 71 to 766 and encodes 231 amino acids. The record is from RefSeq and is a predicted model, not a curated record.